UUGGCGGAGACCUGUAGUUUUUUCCCGCAUCCAGCCCCUCUUCCUGCCCUGUUCCUCGUGUCCUUCAGAAACUCAUGGCCUGCGCCAUUUUCGGUCCUUCACAUCCAUUGCGCGCCGACGUUUUUCUCUCCUCGCCAACAUUCUGUACAGUAACCGCCAUUUCUGGCGCCUGUAUUUCUAUUUCUCCAGAAUGCAAUUCGUCUUCCUUCCUGACGCUUCCAGCGUACUGCGUUCGUCGGCUGUGCUUGAGUUUCAUCAACAGGAUUUGUUUAGUGAUUUUGGAUAGAUUGUUAAUGAUUCGCUCGCUUGGGAAGGGUUUGCGCGACUGGCGCGUGAGCAGCAGCAGAGGAUUUCGCUGAGUGUGUGCCGUCGACAUUAGUGUUGCGUUCCUCUGAUUGGGACAGUUUUAAGUUUUUGACUUUGGUCUACAGUUGGCUGGAGUACGAGUGAACUCAUUAUCUCGAGAGGCUUUCUGUCGAGCAUUGGAUUGCUGUCCAGCCAUUUAUGAAUUCAUUGCGAUUCGUGAACUCCUCGCUGACAGAGCUCCCUGUUUCCGUCAUCUUAGAAAUAUGAGCUUGCUCGACUGUGCAAGCCUGGCGCCAAUGCACAUCGAUUUUGUGGUGGUCACCACACGUUUUGGCGUGAAUGUCUAAACCAAUUGUAAGUUCUGACCGGCGGUGGUUUGCAUAGAUUACAGUCUUUGCCGAGUUGUUCGAGCAACGGAUAUCCCAGGAACGGUGAGUUAUUCACCUGGUUAGUGACUUGAGCUGUCGAAGAUGUCGACUAUCAAAGAAGCACCGGAGCCGAAGAUCUCCACCUACUUACAAAUACUUUACGGGCUCUUCAAUUUCCUUCUGUUGGGACUGAUGAUAGUGAGUGUUGUGAACAUGGGAACCUAUGUUAUAUCUGGUGGAGGUCCAACCUCGAAUGCCACUUCACCUCCCGUCUAUCUUCAUCCGGCACGUUUUGAUACUUCCAUGAGGAAAGUUGAGGAAAACAGGAACCCAACCGAAUCUUCUCAUUGCUCAAUGGGAUCUUGCUUCGAUUACUCUCGUUGCGACGGCAUGGAGGAGCUUCUGGUGUACCAUUACGACUCGCCUAGCUCUCAGGCAUGGUACUUCAAACAAGCAUUGGAGAAAAGUCCUUAUUAUACUGUGGACCCAUCGAAAGCGUGCCUGUUUUUCGUCACCGUUGACACCAGAGCUGAGCAUGCUCUCGAUUUCAACACUCUGCCAUACUGGAAUCACGGUCUGAACCAUGUGAUUAUCUCCGUCUCAGACAACUGGGCCAAACAGAAAACCCUCAUUCCAGACGUGGCCGAAAUGGCGUCCACAAUGACUUCCAGUACGCAUCGAACGACUUACCGCGAAGGAUUCGACAUUAGCGUUCCUCUCCCUCAGAGGAAAUUUUAUCUGGAGUUGCAGAGACGCAAGGCACUAGAAAGGAAAUACUUUUUGACGUUCACGGGAACCCGGUUUUUGGGAAGGUCGGGAUUGCGCAACAACGCGGUCUUGAGAUCAAUGCACAAUGGAGAGAAUAUCAUUGUUGCUACCACUUGCAACCAGGGCCUGAAUUCUGAAGCUAUGCUCAAGCACCCCGAACUCCGAUCUGACUGCGCAAGGGACCAAUCCAUCUACGACAAAUACAAGUUCGAAGACUUGAUGGAUUCCACAUUCGGUCUAGUUUCAGCUGGAAGAGGGUCAAGCUCGUUUCGGCUCCUGGAGGUUUUGUCUGCUGGUUCAAUUCCUGUCGUUAUCUCUGACAAUUUCGUCCUUCCAUUCGACACUCUCAUCGACUGGAGUAGAUGUUUAUAUGUAUUCCCUUCCUCCCAGAUGCAUAGAAUAGUGCGCACCCUCCGCAGUCUUCGCGAGGAAGAUAUUGAAUUUAGAUGGAGUUACUGCCUCUUCAUCUACCGUGAGUUUCUUGCGGACGAUGACAAGAUCGUUAAAACUGUAGCUAUGGCGCUUAAGGCCAGAUUUUUUGGUGCUCUACCUAAGCUGAACCCUAACAUCCCCCUUCUGCCACGACACUUGACCAUGGAGUAUGCCAUGUCGGAGUUCCUCUAGGGCGUCGAAGAUGUCGGACGGAUGUGGGGAUCAAACUCAGGUCUCAAUGAUCUGAUGUACAUUAGAUUUCCUCCUCAAUUACGGUGGACAUAUUUGCAGCAGUAUUACCUCGGUUAGAGUACUCCUAAGCAGUUUUAAAAGGGAUCAUCUCCUAUUAGAUAGUUCAUGAGGUUUCACCUUGUGAAAUGUAUCAUAGAGUUGAGGGUACAAUUCUAUUGUGAAGAACAGCUUUGAGCGGUCUGCUUGUAUGACCACCACCUGUUCUAUUUGAAAGUUAAAUCAGUGCUCCUCUGAGUCGGAACACAUCAUCAUUUUCUUGA
Messenger RNA from Physcomitrium patens, 2386 nucleotides. RefSeq lists its product as uncharacterized. The record is from RefSeq and is a predicted model, not a curated record. NCBI's taxonomy places the organism in Eukaryota, Viridiplantae, Streptophyta, Bryopsida, Funariales, Funariaceae. Gene Ontology annotation, molecular function: glycosyltransferase activity.